Molecule: messenger RNA, 1163 nt
Organism: Wyeomyia smithii (pitcher-plant mosquito)
Lineage: Eukaryota; Metazoa; Arthropoda; Insecta; Diptera; Culicidae
Product: protein lethal(2)essential for life-like
Exons: 1
Coding region: 516-1088 (190 amino acids)
Biological process (GO): protein refolding; response to heat
Molecular function (GO): protein folding chaperone
Source: RefSeq, a predicted model, not a curated record
AGUCACGGAACAAAAUUGGAGCGAGCGGCAUUUUUUAAGGAUUCACUGACUUAGAUAUUAUGUUCAACUUUGAUUUUAAACAGUUUCUUAACCUUUGGUUAUUAGCGUUUGCGAAUUGCACUUCUCACUAGCUGUUUUGAAACUGAAUGCUGCUCGAGCGCUUCCUCUAUUUAUACGGGACAGAGCGAGGUAUGAGUUCAUUCGGUGCGUCGGUCACUGCAGCACAACGUGAAGCUUCUAGCACUUUCAUGAUGCCAAAAUGAUAAACAAAAUAAAGAGCACGCAGGGAAUAUUCUAGCAUCUUCCUGAUAACUCCACAAUGAACAUCACGACGCUUCAAAUGAACUCAUGCACACAGCAUUCUCUCAUAUAAAAAGGGGCAGUUCUCGCAAACAGUAUUCAUUCCCAAUUGAAUAGCAGCAAGUGAGAAGUGUUACUAGCGAGCGUUAUCAUUCUGUGUUACAAAGUGUUUAAAUCUCAAACAAGCCAAAUAAAAAAGUGAAUAACGAUAAACCAUGUCAGCCGUUCCAAUUCUAUUCCGUGACUGGUGGGAUACACCACUUCGAACAUCCCGGUUAAUGGAUCGACAUUUUGAAAGUGGUCUCACAGCCGAUGAUCUGCUAACGGCCCUUACCUCAGCGGCAGCAGCAUGUUCGGCACUUCAACAGACUCGUCCACGAGCUGCGUGCCCUGCCACACGACAUAAUUCCGGAUCAACGAUCAAUAUGGGUGGUGAUAAGUUCCAGAUAAAUUUAGAUGUGCAGCAGUUUUCUCCAAAUGAAAUUUACGUUAAGGCAACUGACAACAGUAUUCUAGUAGAAGGCAAGCACGAGGAAAAACAGGACGAACACGGUUUUAUUUCGAGGCACUUCGUACGACGCUACGUGUUGCCUGCUGGCCAUGACCCCGAGGCAAUUGUGUCUUCACUUUCGUCGGAUGGAAUUCUAACCAUCACUGCUCCGAAAAAAGCUUUACCAGAACCAGACGGAACCAGAACGAUUCCCAUAACUCAGACCGGCCAACCGAUGAGAAUAACUAAUAAGCCGGAAGUGAAACCAGCUGAGAAGUCAAAUGAAAAUAAGAAAUAAUUUAAUGUUAUGUCAUAAAAAUUAACAGAUGUUUCAUUACCUCGCAUAAAAUAAAGAUAAAACCUUAUUGUUAAC